GGGUAUUUUUGUUUUUCUUUAGGAAGAAGCAUUUUUUGACACUAUUAUUUCAUUUUAUGGUAAUUUAAGAUCAAAGGGAGUAUCUUUGUGUUAUAAUCUCCAGCACAGUGCACGGCACAUGGCUUUUCAGUAAAUAUUUUAAAUGAAGUGAACAGGAUGCACGUCUCUUCUCAAUGAAUUCAGAACAUAGCACCCAGUUUUUUGUACAGGUGCUUAAUAACUAUUGCUCAAAGCAAUUUGAGCAAUUAAAGAGAAUUAUGAAUGGGGUUUUGGAGAUUCCAUAUGAGGAAGGUCUCUGUACUAGCCCUACUUGGCAACAUAAAAGCCUAUACUGACAAAGUCCAGUUUGUAGUGUUGGGCAGGGAAUUAGCGUGUUUUAAAUCUUGGAAGCAUUAAAUUAAAUUUUUGUACCUAUAAAUUGCUGUUAACCUUCCAGUAGUGAACUAGAAUUUGGAAAGUGAGAAACUAAAUGUAGCUUACGAAUAACCUUCUUGUGUUCCUUCCCUCCCUGUUUUAAAAUUUAAAAGAAAUUUUGAAACUUGCAGGAAAAUUGCAAGUACAGUACAUUUUUCCUGAAAUGAUUUCCAAUGUUGUGCCUCAGCACCAUUGUGUAUUUUCUACAAGGACAGUCUCUUCAAUACAACCACCAAAUUCAGGAAACUAAGAAUGAUACAUUAAUGCUAUCUAGUUCUCAGAAUUAUAUGUUGCACUUUAUUGUUGAGACUUCUAAUCUGUUUUCAAAGGAUUUUUCGAUCUUUCCUUGACUUUCAUGGCCUUGGUAGUUUCACGUAUUACCGGCCAGUUAUUUUGGAUAAUUUCCCUCAAUAUGUGUUUGUCUUAUCUUUCCUAAGGAUUAGAUUUAGCUUAAUACAUUUUUUUUUUAAAGAUUUAUUUAUUUUAGUGAGAGAGCGAGAGCAUGAGCUCUUGCGAGCAAGUGGGGUGAGGGGUAGAGGGAGAGGGAAAGAGAAUCUCAAGCAGACUCCAAGCUCAGCGGAGAGCCGGGGGUUUGAUCCCACAACCGCGAGAUCACGACCUGAGCUGAAAUACUGGAUGCUUAACCGACUAAGCCACCCAGGCACCCCUACCAUAAUACAUUUCUUGCAUGGGGGGUAAAAUACCACCUGCUACUCAUAAAACUAAAUCAGAAGACAAUAUCAAGGAAGAAAAAACAGAUAGUAAGAAGGCGGAGGAAAACAUAAAGACAGACGAACCAUCAAGUGAGGAAAGUGAUCUAGAAAUUGACAAUGAAGGUGUGAUUGAACCAGAUACUGAUGCCCCUCAAGAAAUGGGAGAUGAAAAUGUAGAGAUAACCGAGGAAAUGAUGGAUCAGGCAAAUGAUAAAAAAGUGGCUGCCAUUGAUGCCCUAAAUGAUGGUGAACUACAGAAAGCCAUUGACUUGUUCACAGAUGCCAUCAAACUGAAUCCUCGCUUGGCCAUUCUGUAUGCCAAGAGAGCCAGUGUCUUCAUCAAAUUACAGAAGCCAAAUGCUGCCAUUCGAGACUGUGACAGAGCUAUUGAAAUAAAUCCUGAUUCAGCUCAGCCUUAUAAGUGGCGAGGGAAAGCACACAGACUUCUGGGCCAUUGGGAAGAAGCAGCACAUGAUCUUGCCCUUGCUUGUAAACUGGAUUACGAUGAAGAUGCUAGCGCAAUGCUGAAAGAAGUUCAACCGAGGGCCCAGAAAAUUGCUGAACAUCGGAGAAAGUAUGAGCGAAAACGUGAAGAGCGAGAGAUCAAAGAAAGAAUAGAAAGGGUUAAGAAGGCUCGGGAAGAACAUGAGAGAGCCCAGAGGGAAGAAGAAGCCAGACGACAAUCAGGAGCUCAGUAUGGCUCUUUCCCAGGUGGCUUUCCUGGGGGAAUGCCUGGUAAUUUUCCUGGAGGAAUGCCUGGAAUGGCAGGGGGGAUGCCUGGAAUGGCAGGAAUGCCUGGGCUCAAUGAAAUUCUUAGUGAUCCAGAGGUUCUCGCAGCCAUGCAGGAUCCAGAAGUUAUGGUGGCCUUCCAGGAUGUGGCCCAGAACCCAGCGAAUAUGUCAAAAUAUCAGAGCAAUCCAAAGGUUAUGAAUCUCAUCAGUAAAUUGUCAUCCAAAUUUGGAGGUCAAGCAUAAUAAUGCCCUUCUGACAAAUAAAGCCCUUGCUGAAGGAAAAGCAACGAUCACCUAAUGGAUGUCGCAAUAAUACAAACCAGUGUACCUCUGACCUUCUCAUGAAGAAAGCUGGGGUGCUGUGAAGAGAAUCCCUACCCCUCUGCCCCACAUGCAACUGAAACAUUCUAUAGUGGUUUGCCAUUAGGGUAGUCAUUCAGAUAAUGUUUUCCUACUAGGAAUUACAAACUUUAAACACUUUUAAACCUUAAAAAUAUUUAAAAACAUAUUAAAAGGGUGUGUUAGUCCCUACAUUUUUCUUUACUAAUCAUUUCAUUUUUUUUCCUUUGGAUUAAUUGGGCAAGAAAGAUACUUCAGUGUGGAAGAUUUAUUGCUCAGUUUGAGUGAAAUAAAGGUUUAUUAGUGGGAGGCAAAUAUAACAUUUAAAUAGAUGAAGUUUGAGUUGGAGAUAUGGUUUCUGAGGCAUUUUGACUUGUCUUCUUAAAUGCUUUAUUUUUUAAACACAGUUUAUUUGGAUAAAACCAUUGGGACCACCAGUAUUGCAGUAGGACCUGGGUAGGGACCGGAAGUGCUUGGCAGGGCAGCAGCAACCUUACUCCUUUUAUAUAGUGUGCACCCUUGUGCAGAUGCAUUUAAAUCUUACACUGUGGUGAAGGGAUGAUUUUUAUAAUGCUGCAGUAGAAUUGGAUUACUUAGCUGUGUUCUUGUCUGAUAUAGAAAAUAAAUGUUUGCAUUAUUUCCACAUAGGGGAAUUAAGGGAAUACUUUUCUUUUUAUAUUUCUGUGUUUAGAGUGACCUUCCUGGUCAGAAAAUACCCAUCUCUUUGUGUGCUUUCUACUUGUUUUCACUUGCCCCCCCCCCCCUUCUUGGGCUAAAGAUAGUCCUUUUUCACUGGCUUCAUCACUACUGUAUCAUUCACAGCAUAAUUGUGCAAGUAUAUGUCAUGCUGGGUUUAAUAUGUAAUAUAGUGAUUAUGUAAGGUAAUACCCAUAACAGCUGUAGUUUCUUACUUGGCCAAGCGAUUUCAUAUUUAAAUUAUAGGUUUCUACUUUGGUGAAAUCUUACCAUGUCAAAAGAUGUUGGAAGGAGGGAUUCCCUUUGGUGUUCAGUUUUCUACUUGGGAAAUACUGUUGCAGUUGGAGUUUAUCUUACAUUAUUCAUCUUCGUAGUUUGGAGAGUAUGAGGUUUGAAUUCAUUGAUAUACAUAGAGGGGAACCAAACUUCUUGAUCCAACGUGAAUUAUAAAAUUGAUGAGAUCCAUGGUUCUUCAUUUCGGGGUUGAUGAGUUGUGCUCCUGUUUAGUUCCUAAAUACUGCACCAUAUCCCCCACCUCUCCUUUUUCUCCCUCCUUCUCCUCCAAGGAUAAAGAAAUGAUAGAUUUUCUGUUGUACAUUCAACUCUUAACAUUAAUAAUUAAGACUAAGUCCAGGCACUGUAACAGGAAUUGCUAGGGUUCUGCCUGUCUUUCAAUUUAAAGUGCUGGUGUUUAAAAACAGUUUCAAGGGUAGGGAUGAGACCCUCUGUACUUUGCUUAUUUUGAAGAAUCAGUGGUAGGAGCAGUGAAAAAAAUUCCAUGGAAUACAUUUUUGAAGUAGCACAUUUCUGAAGUCAUAAGUUGAUUCAGGUUCUAACCCUUUGCUUACACAAGCAGAUAGAAAUGCAUCUGUUUUAUGAGUGAGAAGAGGCUGUAUGCUAACUCAGCAUGCUUUUUAAACCCUUUAAAAAUACUCAGCAUAUAAACUUGCGUUUGAGCUUGCCAGUGGUUUUUUUUGUUGUUGUUAAUGUGUGUUCUCUCUCAGAUUUUCUAAUGUGUGCUGUGAAUAACUCAAGAAGACCAGUUCCUUUUGGGUUCCUUAUUUGAUUUACUUAAUUAUAUAUUAAGUACAUUCUAACAUUGCAAAUAUUACCAUAAGUGGGUAAAAGUAAAAUUGGUCUUCUGAAAAUGUGUCCUGUGCUUUUAAGUUCCACAAAUACAAAGUACAUUCAUUUUCAUAGAAACUCAGUAUCAUUUCUAAACCAGAAGUGGUUUUUCUUGUGCUAACAAUGAUAUAAGAAGGAAAAGUAAAGGAGUUUUUUUCUGCUUAAAAAUAUAUAGUUAUUUGAUUUCUAGCUACAUUAAAAAUAAAGUAUGGUUUCAAACUGGA
Molecule: messenger RNA, 4242 nt
Organism: Mirounga angustirostris (Northern elephant seal)
Lineage: Eukaryota; Metazoa; Chordata; Mammalia; Carnivora; Phocidae
Gene: ST13
Product: ST13 Hsp70 interacting protein
Exons: 12
Coding region: 1103-2101 (332 amino acids)
Molecular function (GO): protein dimerization activity; Hsp70 protein binding
Source: RefSeq, a predicted model, not a curated record